AUGGCAGAAGGCGACAACAGCGAAGAGGUAAUUCACUUGAACAACUUUCACUGCCACCGGGGCCAAGACUGGAUCAGUGUCAGAGAUGGACCCAUCACCAUUUCUGAUUCUUCUGAUGAGGAAGGAAUUCCAAUGCUGGUCACCCCAGCUCCUCAACAACAUGAAGAAGAAGAGGACUUGGAUGAUGUCAUCCUGACAGAAACAAAUAAACCUCAGACAUCACGACCCAAUCUCAUCAAACCAGCUGCCCAAUGGCAAGAUCUGAAAAGAUUGGGAGAAGAAAGGCACAAAAAGUCUAGAGCAGCUUUUGAAUCAGAUAAGAACUAUUUUUCAGUGUGUAACAACCCAUUAUUUGAUUCUGGGGCACAGGAUGAUUCUGAGGAUGACUACGAUGAAUUUCUGAAUCUUGGACUUCCUGGAGUCUCUGAAUUCACUAAAUCAAGUGGCCAAAGAGGAAGAGAACCCCAACCUGGACCAAGUCAUAGCCAAGUAGACAGUGACAUUAUCAACCCUAUAUCAGAACGAAAAAUCAUCUUGGAAAACAGUAACCUUUAUUCAGAAAGUGACCCUCUGAACCAGUCAUCUGAAGACUCAGAGACAGAGCUUGGAGAUGAUCAGGCCAUCGAGGAAGACUGCUGGUUAAAUCAUCCUUAUCUCCAGUCUCUAAACCAAGAGAAUCGUGAGAGAGCAAGCCAGGUUGUCCCUCAGGAACGGCAUCCUGAAGCAGAACUGGGUCCACUGUUGUAUCAACAUGAACUCCCAGGGCCAGCUUUUUCCAGGCCAGCUUUCCCCAGGCCAGAACCCCAGCACGAUGGGAUUUCAGGUCCCUCUUCUCCUCAGCCUGCUCAUCCUAUAGGAGAACUUGAAGAUCAACAAUUAGCAAUAGAUGAUGAUGAGCCAGGGCCAGCCUUUCCACUGCAAGGAUCUCAGGAGCCCAAUUUGGAAAACAUUUGGGGACAAGGAGCUUCUGAAGUAGAUCAAGAACUCAUUGCAUUGUUAGUGAAAGAAACGGAAGCAAGAUUUCCAGAUGUAGCAAAUGGGUAUGUUGAGGAAGUAAUCCGUUUGAAGAAUUAUUAUGACUUGAAUGUACUCUGUAAUUUUCUUCUGGAAAACCCAGAUUAUCCAAAGAGAGAGGAUAGAGUCAUUAUAAACCCCAGUAGCAGCCUGCUUGCCAGCCAAGAUGAGACAAAGUUGCCUAAAAUAGACUUUUUUGAAUAUUCUAAACUGGCUCCUCUUGACCAGCGCUGCUUCAUCCAAGCUGCUGACCUCCUGAUGGCCGACUUCAAGAUGCUCAGCAGUCAGGACAUCAAGUGGGCCCUGCAUGAGCUCAAAGGACACUAUGCAAUCACCCGAAAGGCCUUUUCUGAUGCAAUUAAAAAAUGGCAGGAACUAUCGCCAGAAACCAGUGGAAAAAGAAAAAAGAGAAAAGAAAUGAAUCAGUAUUCUUACAUAGAUUUCAAGUUUGAACAAGGUGAUGUAAAAAUAGAGAAAAGAAUGUUCUUUCUGGAAAAUAAAAGGCGACAUUGUAGGUCCUAUGACCGACAUGCCCUUCUCCCAGCUGUGCAACAAGAGCAGGAAUUCUACGAGCAGAAAAUCAAAGAGAUGGCAGAGCAUGAAGACUUUUUGCUUGCCCUGCAGAUGAAUGAAGAACAGUAUCAAAAGGAUGGCCAGCUGAUCGAGUGCCGCUGCUGCUAUGGGGAGUUCCCAUUCGAGGAGUUGACACAGUGUGCAGAUGCUCACCUGUUCUGCAAGGAGUGUCUUAUCAGAUAUGCUCAAGAGGCAGUCUUCGGGUCUGGGAAGUCUGAGCUCAGCUGUAUGGAAGGUAGCUGCACAUGUUCCUUCCCAACCAGUGAACUAGAGAAGGUCCUUCCCCAGACCAUCCUAUAUAAAUACUAUGAACGGAAGGCAGAAGAGGAAGUCGCUGCAGCCUAUGCUGAUGAGCUCGUCAGGUGUCCUUCCUGUAGUUUCCCUGCUUUGUUGGACAGUGACGUGAAAAGGUUCAGCUGUCCCAACCCUCGCUGCCGAAAGGAAACCUGUAGGAAGUGUCAGGGACUCUGGAAAGAACACAAUGGUCUCACCUGUGAAGAACUAGCUGAGAAAGAUGACAUCAAGUACCGGACAUCUAUUGAAGAAAAAAUGACUGCAGCUCGCAUUAGGAAAUGCCACAAGUGUGGGACUGGCCUCAUCAAAUCCGAAGGCUGCAACCGCAUGUCUUGUCGCUGUGGUGCCCAAAUGUGCUACCUCUGCCGAGUGUCCAUCAACGGAUAUGACCAUUUUUGCCAGCACCCUCGGUCCCCAGGAGCACCUUGCCAGGAGUGUUCCAGAUGCUCUCUCUGGACUGACCCUACUGAAGAUGAUGAGAAACUCAUUGAGGAAAUCCAGAAGGAAGCUGAGGAGGAACAGAAGAGAAAGAAUGGAGAGAACACCUUCAAACGCAUUGGGCCCCCCUUAGAGAAGCCUCCGGAAAAAGUCCAGAGAAUCGAAGUCCUGCCCAGGCCUGUCCCACAGAACCUGCACCAGCCACAGAUCCCUCCCUAUGCCUUUGUGCACCCCCCCUUCCCCUUGCCACCAGUGCGACCCAUGUUCAAUAACUUCCCCCUCAACAUGGGCCCCAUUCCGGCACCUUAUGUACCCCCUCUGCCCAACAUGCGGGUCAAUUACGACUUUGCUCCCAUCAACGUUCCCCUGGAGCACAACCUGCCCAUGCACUUUGGUCCUCAGCCGAGGCACCGGUUCUGAUGUCCCC
This is a messenger RNA of Chrysochloris asiatica (Cape golden mole), 2746 nucleotides long. RefSeq names its product ring finger protein 216 (gene RNF216). The transcript has 16 exons. Gene Ontology annotation, molecular function: zinc ion binding. Bases 1 to 2739 code for a protein of 912 amino acids. Lineage: Eukaryota; Metazoa; Chordata; Mammalia; Afrosoricida; Chrysochloridae. The record is from RefSeq and is a predicted model, not a curated record.